AUUUAAUGUUAAUAUAUUCUCUAUGAAAAACAAGACGGAUGACAUAAUAACUGAUCUCUUACCAGUAAAAUCGGUUUUUUAAGUUCUACGAAAGGGAUAAUAAAAAUCAUUUAUUACCAUAUUGAAGUCAAAUCAGGUAAUAUAAAAGUUAAUCAUGGAUGUCACAGUUGAACCCGAAGUUCUGAAAAAUUGUUUCAAGUUUGAACAUGUAUUAUACCACAAUUUAUCGAUUGUUUACAAUCAGAACACCUCAAUGGUAAUAUUAUGGAAUAAAUUCCAAAUAUUUGUGCAUGAAAAUCGUAAUUUGCAAAAUUUAGCUAAAUUACUAAUUCCUGAGUUUCAAAUCCAUCAGUUGAUACUCACAGAAAACUAUAUAUUAUGUUUAGACAUGAGUGGCCAUAUACAUACAAUAUCGCUGAAGUUUAAGAAAUCUGCUCAGAAGCGUACAAGAAAUUGUUUCCAGCCUCGGGAGCGAAAUGUCAAGUGUUGUUUUCUCAACCUGCAGAAUGCUCUAAUAAUCAAAUAUGUUGGAAAUGAAAUAUUUUUAUGUUUACAUAAAAUUGAUGCAGAUUUUACUCUAGACAAAAAAAUUAAGUUGACAUAUUCCAGUCAAUGGCCUUUACCAGAGCCAGUUCUGGGAAAAUGUUUACUAGUGUGUCAUAAUAUAAAUGAAGAAGAAUUUGAUCGAAUCAAGCAAAUAUAUAAAGCAAGAAUCAUGCCUGAAGAUUCGAAAGUAGUUAUUAUUUCAUUUGAUAGGCUAACAAUGUUCAGCUGUCUGUUUAGUCACCACAUGGAUGAAGAAGUUGUACCUUUGAUUAAACUGCACACUUGCCCUUCUGAAAUAUGUAGUAUAGAUGUUUUAGAGGAUUUAACAAUCUUAACAUCUCUUAAAUCGGGAACAUUAAUACAAUUUGAUCUGAAAAACAGUGCCAAGGAACCAAAUGUUACGCAUUUGACUGUUGCUAUAGAUAAAUGUAUAAAUAUGAAGGAUACAUUUAUUUACUCUGAUGGCUUGACUCUGUGGAAAGCACAUAAACACCUCACUGAUGAUAUUACAUUCCAACAAUUUAUUUUUAAGCUAGUCAAAGAUUUUGUGGUCUGUGGAGACCAACUAAUUUGUACUACUUAUUCAAACCUAAUUUAUAUUCUACACAUAGAUGAUGAGGCUGCAUAUGUUAAAUCAUUAUCUACAGAUGAAUAUUGUAAAGCAGAGACUGUUUUCACUAAUACCGAAUAUUUGUAUAAAACUUUAGAAGAAAUAGAAUUGAAUAAUGAUUUGGUAAAGAAAAUUAAAGAAGAAGGAAAUUAUUUAACUGUUUUAGCAUUGUCCUAUAGAAAAGAUAUUAUGGAUACCAUUGUACAACAAAAAGUAAAAGUUUAUGAGAAAUAUGAAGAUGUUUGUCUAGAGCAUAGAGAUUUAUUGCUCACCGACCACAUGGAAGAAUACUUUGAUAAAGAAGCAUAUCUAUUUCUAAUAAAAAUCUCAACAAAAGUUCUACAACAAAUGUUCAGCAAUAUUAUAUCAAACUUAUUCAGUGAUUUGCAACUACAUUUUUCUUACUUCUUAGAUAUGAAAUUGAUAAAAACAACUAGUCUGAAACUCAAUGAAAACUUAAAGAUGCUUCAUUUGCUUACAUCAUUGAAGGUUAAAAAUUGCGAUAUUUCUGAAAUAAAUAUAGUUAUUAGAUUGAUUUCUAGCUUGCCAGGGUCACACGACCGGAAGCAACUGCUCUGGACCUGUUUAUAUGAAAAACAUAUUUCAUUGAAAUCUGAACAUUUUAUAAAACCUGAUACAACUUCAGCCCAAAUUAUUAAUUUAGCUGACACUAAAGAUAAUUUAGAACAAUUGAUAGCUAAAGUGGAACAUAAUCGGCACAAGCAUUUGUUCAGAUUUGUAGAUGCAUCUAGUCACUACAUUGAGGGUACUGAUUGGUCCAUGUAUUUAAAACUACCCACAAAUUAUAGAGACUUGUUUGUGGAAAGUCAAAUAAUCAAAGAACAUUUAAAUCCCAUAACUGCAAAUUUUCUGAUAAGACAAUACACUUCUCAAGAGUUUUUAGAGUCAACAAGUGAAUUUUUCCUCCAAAUAGGCAAAGAAAAAGUGAAAGUACAACUUAACAUGGACUUUUCAUUUCCAUUAUUGCAAGUGUCAAGUCAAAAUGUCCUUUUAGCUUUUAAUAUAAGGAACCUCUUUUCCAAAUUAAUCUAUAACGAUUUUGGGAACCUUGACUGUACAGCCAAAGAAUAUGUUAAUCAUGUUUUAUACAGUGUCAACGAGAACAUGCAAAGGGAUAUAAAAGCGUGCAUAAAGGAGCGCCGCCCUAUAGAAUUAUUCAAAGCUGUUGCGGAUAAUUUUGAGAAAAACGUUAUCGGUUCUUUACCUAUCUAAAUAUGGAAGUUUUAAGCAAAACAUAUUUUUAUAAAGUCCCUUUUUUGUUAUUUUUAUACCUUCGUACUACGAAGUCUGUGAUCAAU
Messenger RNA from Amyelois transitella, 2475 nucleotides. RefSeq lists its product as uncharacterized. NCBI's taxonomy places the organism in Eukaryota, Metazoa, Arthropoda, Insecta, Lepidoptera, Pyralidae. The record is from RefSeq and is a predicted model, not a curated record. The transcript is spliced from 3 exons. Bases 155 to 2389 code for a protein of 744 amino acids. Gene Ontology annotation, molecular function: protein binding.